AUGUCAAAGAAGAAAAACGGUGAAGAUAACUCCGGAAAUAGUGAAAGUGAUUGGGAGAUAUUCGAUAUUUUGUGCGGUGGGGAAGAGACUAUGCCAAAGCACCAUCACUCGCCUGUACAUCACCAUCACCACCCGGAACCAUCAUGCAACGAUCACCUGGCGCACUCGAUAGAUUUGGCCACGACGCUUCGGAGCGAGCUGGCCGCUUCCACCUACAAACGGGACCGCCUCAUGGCCGAGCUGUCCGAUGCGAAAAGUUCCCUGUGCGCUAAAGAGAACGAAUGCGAGGCGUUGCGGGCACAAAGCGCCCGUCAAACGUCUCUGAUAAGUUCCUUGCAGCAGCGUCUUUCGGCUACUGAAACACGUGAGAAAACCCUGCACUCCCGCAGUGAAAGCAUCGUUGGUACGUUGAAUCGCGAUAAAAAGCACCUGGAGGAUAAAAUAAAAGAGUUAUGUGCAAAAACAAGGCGUCUAGAGUGUGACUUGACUAAAGAGGAAGCCAACCGGGAUCAGGCCAGAGCACAUCUGCAGGAUUUGGUGCGCAGGUUAUGCCUCUGUUUGGGAAUCGAUGUGUGUGAUGGGACUCAUCUGACACCAGAGUGUGUACUGAGCAAAGCGGCGGAAACGGUUGCCGAGCUACAACGUCUGCGAUCGAAGCUAGCAGGGGCCUGCGAACACCUAACCUCUACCGAAGCGGAACUCAUCACUACGAAAACAACAGCCUGUGCGGAAAAAACUCGACUGCAAACCCAAAUUGACGGUUUGCAGACGUUAUCCCAAGGGUUGGAAGCACGCUGUCGUCAAGCGGAGCGUGAUCUGCAGGUGACCCGUGAUCGACUGGCCGAGAGUGAGGUGAACGGUGAUAAACUUAGAGAGGAACUUAGAGGUUUCGAAUCGCGCAGUUGUAGACUGCAAAAUACUAACGACAGACUGCACACGGAGAGAUCGCAGUUCCUCAGGACGGUGGCUACUAUUGUAGGAGUCAAUGAACCCUGCGAAAAUAACAUCCGAGAUAAGGUGCGCGAAAUUACAAACCACAAUCAGUCACUUCAUGAUCAAGUGGCUCACCUCAAAGAACAACUUCAUCAGGAAGCGGCCCGUCACGGUGAGCAUCAAGAAAGUACAACAUGCCGGCUAAAAUCUGAAGAGCAACAUCGAAUAAGUGCCGAACAGCGAUUAGAAAAAGCUUGUCAUGAGUUACAGCAUCUUAGAGCCGAACAUACGACGUUAAGUGAAUACCUGGUACGACUUGCUCGUGCGCUAUGUUGGAGCGAAUGUACGGAACCUCCGGCUCCUGGAAGCGAUACCACAAUUCUAGGAGAAACAUUACUGGAAAGAGCAGAACGGUUGUCUAGUCACCACGAUCAUCAUGUUCACGGACUUUGUGAUAAGAAUUGCUGGGAAUUGGCUCACCAUCAUACGCACUCCCAUUCUCAUCAUCACCACAGCGGCCAACCGAAACUGAGACGGGAACGUUCCUGUACCGAUCUGCCAAUGAAAGAAAGCUCAGCACUGUACAAUUUGCAACGGCGGGUUCGUGUUCUUAGGGAACAGGUUCAACGGAGGGAUCUGCACCUGGAACUACUUCGGCGUAAAAUAGCACUUCUUGAAGACAAUGCCAGGGGGAAAGUCAUGCUACAAACCGAACGUGAUGAAGCUGUUCACAGAGCUCGUCGAAACUCCAAAAACGCCGAACGUACUUCGCAGCAGCUGUCCGAAGUAAAACAUCAACUGGCUGAGGUGAAAGCUCAACUUAACGAAGCUUCAGACUAUAAACUAACAGCCCUGGAACGAGCCCGGAAAUGUGAUGAAUUACAAGCACGACUCUGUGAGCUGGAGAAUGAGCGAGAACGACUGGUCAGUCAGCUCGCCGCCUACAAAUCCCGAGCCAGGUCAGCCGUUGAAAGCUCUCACGACCGAAGAGUUCGCGAUGAACACGCAAUUUCUCAUCUUCGUGAGGAACUCUCCCGGCUGAAAACACAACUGUCGGAUACGAGCCACCGUCUGUCGCAGUUACAAGCCUUCCGUACCUCAGUCGCAAAGCUGCUGCACAUGCAUGAGAGCCCCGAAUCCGAUUUACUGCACAAGUUGCAGUCUAUGUGCAGCGCACAUCACCAUUGUACCUGUUUGGGUCGUCAUUACGGGUCAACAUCCCCGGUGGGAACGACUGGAAGCGAUCAUCAUUGCUCCCGGUACGAUGAAGGACCAGCACCGGCGUCGUCUUCCGUCGGUUGUAGACCACUAAGUUCCAGCCCGGUACACACUCGGCGAUACAUUGAUUCAGGUUUCAAUGACCAUGAUCAUCAUUUCGAUGAUGAUUUUGAUUUCGGAAAGAAAUAUUGA
Sabethes cyaneus is the source of this 2343-nucleotide messenger RNA. Its product is annotated as coiled-coil domain-containing protein 170. The record is from RefSeq and is a predicted model, not a curated record. NCBI's taxonomy places the organism in Eukaryota, Metazoa, Arthropoda, Insecta, Diptera, Culicidae. Bases 1 to 2343 code for a protein of 780 amino acids. The transcript has 10 exons.